AUGGAUGCAGAUCUCUACGAUGAAUUCGGAAACUACAUUGGGCCAAACAUAAUUUCGGAUGAAGAAGAAGUUGAGGAUGACAGUGCCGGUGAGGAUGAUGGCGGUGGUGAAGAGAUCUCUGAACAAGCAAUCGAUAACAUCGAGAAGCCCGAUGAAUCCCUCGCCGUAUGUUCCUUUCCCCGAAAGACAUCGCUUCUCAAAUAUCCAUUUUACUUGAGUCUCUGAUACUAAUUUGCGAUUUCUGGGUUUCAACUGCGUUUUCCGGUAAACAUGUCGAACGUCAUUGCACGUACAUGCCAAAUUUAGCAUGCACGUUAUACCCGCCCAGGGCUAGCCCGGUCGCGGCUAGUGUUGCGAUUGACCGGAUUUUUUCAGCAAUUCUAGCAGACACUGUCCACAUGGGGACGACAAUUUGACGCGCUGUCUCGGGUGAAUUGAGGGCGCUGUCGCCCUAGGCGAUUUAAGUUGCCAGACAGGCGCCUAGAAUUCCUGACAAAGUGUGACGUGUACCCCUGCAAGCGUACGCACACACAAAGGGACCCCCCGUGUGUGACUUUCAAAAUGCACUCGAGUAAAUAUCAAGGAGGGGUGUGGCAGAAAAGCUCCUUUCCUCGCACAGAUCGAGCACCGUCAGCCAAUCAAGUUACCAACCCUGCACUAGCCCGCAAAUAAAACGGGCUAACAAAUGCCUAACCCUGGGAGACUGGAUGCUAUCAAGGAAUAAUAUUACGUUAGUUACUGAGCGGCCGUGUUCUAGCAGCUCCAGGUCUUCUUGUGAGUGCAUGACUAAUUAUCUUAUCAACUGAGUCGCGACCCUCUGCGCGAGUAACGUUUCAUUGAUGUGAAAUUCCCAGACACUCCGUAGCGACCUGCUCGCCAAAUCCCCUAAUCAGACGGUGGGACACCUGCUGAGUCUGUCAACAUUCGGCCGCGCCCGAAAUGCGUCGCAACAUCAAUACGAUGCCUCCGUUUGUGCCGAGAACUUUAACCUUGUGAGACGAGCUGGGAACAGCGCGGUUAACCGAUGUGUGGGCGCGUUAUUAAGGCCUUUGACGUCACUCAUGCGAACGUACUAGUGGAUGGACUGAGCAUAUCGGACACUAACAAGAGUCAGACAGUCACAAAUCUGGCCGUACAUAUACCGCCUGAUCCAAAUGCCACUAUUUUGUCAGUAUAAACUGACGGGCUUUCUUCUAGUCAAGUCGGUUUUAUCGUUGCGACGUUACAAUUUCUUAGUUUGCUCCAUAUCGGCAGCUAAACCCUAAGUACUAACAUGAGUAAUAUCAACAGAUAAGAUCACAGAUCCUCAGUGUCAACCUAUUUACUGCGUCCGAACAGCCUAAAAAGCGAAAAAAUUUGGGCAUGAGAAAGCUGUAAGGGACACACUUUGUGCGAGCGCUGAGAGCUAAGAACGAGAGUCGUUUUGCGUCACUUUUUAUGGUACUAGCUCGUGGUUGCCAUGUCUCGCUGUCAAAUGCUGGUAUAGUCUGGUGCGUGUCCUGAAGAUAUCAGCUCUGCUUAUCUGUUGGGCGUCGCCUGGACAAUAAGUGAUGUCCCUGUCGAUUGAAUGCUGUGGAUUCUUGUUCAGUUCGGUCCAAUGCAUCAUUCUCUACUGUACGUUUGAGCAAAGGGCCUGUCCGAGGCAAUUUAACUUAUCCGUCUCCUCUAAUCACCAGCCACAUCUGGCAUUCGAGUACCAGGUGACACACGCAUCCACAGGCUUUGCUGAAACAAGUACAUUACCGAUACCAAUGUCUAGCCUCCCUACAGACAUUAAAACAACUUGCUACAGUUGCCAAUGGUCUGCGUUGUAGUCCAGCUCCCACCUGUUUCUUUCUAGGUCCGCCAUACUCCAAGAUUCCCCCAGGAACUGAAAUAAAACAAACUGUAUGAACUGUCUUAGUCAGUUGGGACGUCAAAAUGUCCUCACCUGUCGGUAGGUUUGGGCAUGGCGUCGAAUAUUAUGGGAAUUUCAGUUGAUUUAGCAUUCUUAUGUGAAGCCAACCGCAAGGCAUUUUAUCAAGCGCUAUUACAAUACUGACAAUAUUACUACCACGAACUGUCCAAGAGUGCCUCGCCACGUAAGAAUAUGAGAAAUUCAGUCCCGUCUAAGAGCAAAUCCACCACAAUUUAACGGCAUGUGCACGUGGUUCAGUCCUACAGCGCGUUACCGAUCUCAUGAAAUGUUGGCAGAGAUUCUGAAAUGCGUUUUCGACCAGCAAGGAUAAAUAAAGUGGCGUUGUAAUAUUAAUGCUCAUGUAGCUUAGUCCUAUAGUACUUCGGACUCGCCAGAAUGUCGGCUUUUAAAUGCACUUCUUUCUGACCUACAGAAACAGUGCUAAGUAAAAGUUGACUACUUAAGUAGCAUGCAUUUGUCACAAUGAUUUUCGAUGGUCUUUAAAAUUCAAAGUUAUUUUAUAAGAAAACAUGCACAAAAAUAUGCUUUCUUUUGCUCGUUUGGUGGAAAAUAACAUUUUUCUUACAUUUUAUGUCCGAAGAAAGUGCGUAUUUGGGUUUUAAAGUGUCCCAAUUCUCGAAUAAUUUUGAGCCAGAUCAGCCGUUACGGUAGGGUUUGACGUUUUCAGUCUACAAGCUGCAUGCGUUUCGCGUAAGGAAAAUCAUAUAUUCCCCUAUGCUUUUAAGAAGCUACUGUAUAGGGUUCAUAACAUUUUGCAAUGGAUAUGGACUGUGUUGUACAUUUCACGAGGAACAUUCGUAAACGGACACGUGCGACGUUGUAUAUAUGGACAUAGCACGGUCUUGAAAACCUCAUAAUUAGAAACUUUUUUAAAACCGAGUAAUAACCUUCCUUAGGGUAUUAAAUUAAAGAUAAUGUGGUUUUCUACCAAAAAGAAAAAGAAAGCAUAUUUUUGUGCAUGUUUUUAUUAUAAAAUAACUUUGAAUUUGUAAGACCAUCAGAAAUCAAUUUGAAAAAUGCAUGCUAAUUAAGAAGCCAUUUUUACCUAGUACUGUUUCUUCGGGAGGUCAGAAAGAAGUGCGUUCAAAAGCCGACUUCCUGUCAAGUCCAACAUCCUAUAGGAUUUUACUUCAUGUUAAUUAAUAUUACAACGCCACCUUAUUGAUCCUUCCUAGUGGAAAACAAAUUUCAGAAUUUCGACCAACAUUUAAUGAGAUUGGUCACGCACUGUACGACUCAGUAGAGUUCCUUGAAUAUGGUCCUCGCGUAUCCUUCUUUUAAGACUUGGAUUGCAUCGGUGGUUUCCGCUCCUUCAGCAUAACACUUUCCUUUUGUAGGUUAUCCUGCAUGAAGACAAAAAGUACUACCCUAGUGCAAUGGAAGUCUAUGGUCCAGAGGUGGAGACACUGGUCCAAGAAGAGGAUACACAACCACUGACGCAACCUCUUAUUGAACCAAUUAAACGAAAGCAUUUCGCCUACUCAGAAUUCUCUCUCCCUGAGACGACUUACGAUCCCGAAUACCUGGCCGACCUUAUGGACUGCCCUGAGCUCAUCCGUAACAUCGCUUUUUGUGGUCAUUUGCAUCAUGGAAAAGUAAGGAUUCUUUUACCUUCAUUGUGUCAUCCUCUCCGGUGUGAUAGACUUCAUUUUUGGAUUGUCUGAUCGAGCAAACGCACCCCAAUACUGUGGCGAAGGAAGACAAAGAUGUGAGUCGAGUUUUAGAGAACUAAACCUUUAAUUUAGUUGCGGUACACUGACUACCUGAAGAUCGAAGUGGAGCGCGGCCUAAGCAUAAAAUCAACACCAAUGACUCUGGUAUUGCCUGAUAUCAGGAACAAAUCUUACCUGUUAAAUAUCUUUGAUACACCAGGUAAUUUAGUAGUUGCAUUAUGUCGUGUUUUUAUGUUUUAAACCGUGCCUGUCUAACUUUCAUUUGUACCGUAGGGCACGUUAACUUUUCUGACGAGGUCACAGCGGCCUUUCGCAUAUGUGACGCAGUUUGUCUCUUCGUCGACGUCAGCGAAGGCAUCCUGUUAAAUACUGACCGUCUCUUGAAACACGCCCUUCAAGAGCGCCUUCCCAUCCUUCUUUGUCUGAAUAAGAUUGAUCGGCUCAUUUUGGAACUGAAACUUCCGCCCACGGAUGCCUACUACAAAAUUAAGAAUAUUAUCGACGAGGUCAACUCCCUUAUUAUCACCUACGCUGAAGGCAUCGGUAAGUUCCACUUUGUCAUGCCACGUUACGCGUUUAAGUAACCAAAGUAAUUUACUGUAAAGACAUUCCAAGUCCCUCUAACUGUCCUCUGAGCCCUUAUCACUUUUAUCCUCAAUCGUAAGAUCACCGUCUCAAUGAUAGUUCGACUGUCGUGCUCGACGAUGUCCACCGUGCACUCCAGAGCAAGGAGGAGCAAGCACAGUGACUUGUGUGUGGGUUAGUUUAUAGUGAGUGUAGACUUUCGCAACAUCUGCCGCACCCCCUCCUCCUCCUCCCCUCCUGGCCUCGGUGUCAAGACAUAGUCAAGAGGACCAGAGGCGGGAUAGGACGCGAGUGGCUGGCACGGCCGGACCCGCAACUGGUCGUACACCCACACUCCCUGAUCUGCAACAACCAUUUGAGCAGGAUUUUAACCGACAACAACAACACGGCAACGGAUCAGAAAGACUAGAAUUACUUGGGAGUCAUGCUCACGAGCUGCAUACCCAGCCGGAGCGCAUGCGCAUAUACCGACACGAGGCCAGGCGCCAGAGAACUGCCAGCACACACCGGGCUGCAAUGGCCAUAGUUUGCUGAUCAUGGCAUGGCAGAUGCGUAUAUACCUUGAGGUCACCGUCUCCGUACUCAAGGUCAUGCUCGCGGGACUUGCUGUCUACCGGACAAUUCUAAGCUGAAAUAAAUUGUUAGGGCGCAAUUGAACCUAGAGAAACCGAUAUUUGUCAUAGUUCUUUAUUAUAGAUUGAGCGGUGCUAGUACUAUGCAACUGGAAAGUCGAAUCUUCUCCGAAUGCUCAGUGGUUAGGCAAGAGUGUCAUGUCAUAGCAUGACGAGCCUCCAUACCUAAAUGUAACCCUGUGAAACGCGCUUUACCGUCGUGCUUUUCUCGUACUUUUCGCAGCUGUCGAAAGUCAUCAAGACUAUUUCGCUGUCUGCGUGCAUAGAGUGCUGGUGUAUUUCAUUAAUACUGUAUGAUUACCACUUGAUUCCCAUGAUAUCCCUGACUUCGGUGUUGAAGGCAGCGGGCUUGUACACUUUGUGUUUGUUAGGAUCAGAUUUCCGUUUCACUUACCAAUAUUGUAAACUCUUCAUAUGCGCCUCAGAACUUCGUAAUUAUUUGUGACUACACGACUUUCGAAUCCUCCUACCCUUCCCUCUCGUUGACAGAUAGCAAAAUAUAUUUAACUUAGUAACCUAGUCUGACUAGUCCUUAUAACAUUCCACGCUCUCCUAUCGAUUCGGUUUCACCCCGAGCUAACAUUAUUUACUCCCAUAGAUGCGGUGCGCAUUCUCUAAGUAUGUGUGUUGAUAGCGAUCAGGUCUGCUGGGAGCACUUAGCUGCGUUAAUAAGUACAUUCUCCUUUGUCAGGAAGCUCCCCCGAACCUCAACACAUUGUCAGCCCCCUCCUGGGUAACGUUUGCUUCGCCAGCUCCUACUACCGAUUUUGUUUUACCCUCGAGUCCUUUGCCAAGAUCUACGCCGACACCUUCCCCUCAGUAGACUACAAGGUCCUUGCCAAGAAACUGUGGGGUGACCAGUACUUUAACUCAGAAACGUGAGUCUUCGUGUGUAUAUCUCCAUGUCUUACUGCCUCUCGUUUGCGAUCCAUAGGUCUUCUUUGGUGGUUGUCUUUGUCAUUAAAUUAUUUGAAUGCUCGGCUCGACUGAACUGGGAUAUUUGUUGCGUCUCCGAAGUAGAUGAUAAUCUCGUAUUUUUUCGGGAUUACGCCACACCGAUAAACACAAUACGCAGGAGGCCCUACGAAAUGCCCUCGAUAGCAGCCAACAGAGCGUCUUGGCUUGACAUUUUAUUUUAAGCCUACUUGGACGAGAUUAAAUAUCAGGCCCGCCCUGCUGACAACCGCAGGCAAACCAUCAGGGGUUUGUCUGACAACUAAAACUGUUUUCACUGGUCUGCCAGAUUGUUUAUAUUCCCUGACAAAUUUCGACCAUUCGUAAUUUUCAACUCCUUUUAUUUUCCGUUUUGACCAUUACGGGUUGUACUAUAUAUUCGCAUACUCUUAUAAAGGCGCUCAUCACAAGAAUGGUUCACCAGUCUUCAUGGUGCAUUUUUGCCGCGUCUCAGAUAAUCUCUUUCCAUAGCAGUCGAUCGAACACUCCCAGGUGGAAUAUACUGUUUGCACAGAAGGGUGUAUAUGGCUGAGCAACCCGAACUUAUCACUUUUGACGUAAAAGAAUAUUUUCAGGUUUACGCCGGCUGCCUUUCCGCCAGCGCGCUUUAUGUCCGCGAAGGCGCUCACUAACACUGUGUUGUUGGCGAUACAGUAGAAAUCAGUAGUCGUCUGACCACAGCUGAUUGUGCAGCCAGUUUGGUACGCCAGAACGUUUUUACGAACCGAGUCUAUUGUCUGGUUGAGCAUUAGUGGCGAAAACCGACUUCCCCAAGGACUGUCAAAAGUAGCAUCGAAUAGUCCACCCGACAGCUUAACCGUCGUGCCCGACGACGUCCGCCGUGGAGCAGGCACAAUCACUUGCAUGUGAAUUAGUUUAUAGUGAGAGUAGACUUGCGCAGCAUCUGCCGCACCCUAUUCUCCUCCCCACCUGGGUCUGGGGUCAAGACAAAGUCAAGAAGACCGGAGACGGGGGAAGGCGCAGGUGGAUGGUGCAGCCGACCCCGCACCUUGGCGCUCCACUCAACACCCCUGGUCCACAUAACAAAUGACCGAGAUUUUAACCAACAACAGUAACACCACAACAUAUCAAAAAGACGAGGAUGACUGAACAGCCAUAAUCACGAUCUGUGUACUCAGCGGGAGCGCGAGCGCAUCUACCGGCAGGCAACCAGUUGUCAGAGAACUGCCAACGUGUACUGUAGUAGUUAGGACCGUAGCAAGCACACGAGAUGGAGAGGACGAACGAAUAUGGCUGUAAGAGUCAGAACGAGAAUACCCUAUAACAGGGCUUUAUUCAUCUUACAAUUGACGUACUGGGACUGAAAAGAGAAAUAGAAAAGUAGUAGGUAAGGUGGAAUUUAGCCCGGGGCUUAUGUUAGCAUGACAUGUACCAGGCCGCGAGGGCAAUGGUUUGCUGAUCCUGGCAUAGCAGACGCUUGCAGGCCUGGCGAGCACGUCUUUAUGCUAAAUUUGGACCGAAUUCCGUAAUUUCGGUAGCAUGCCUCUAUGAAUUAGGAGUAGACACAAUCCACUUAGAUGGGGUUGAACUUGGUGAAUAAAUUCUUGAAUCAUGCAGCAGUGGACUUUAGGUACUAGUGGUACGAUAAUUUACGAACCGAAGUGUCUAUGGAUGGAAGCGAAUAUGCGAAUCCCAGGUUCUUGUCGUAAAGAAGAUGAACACGCGAUCUCUGGGACAAUACGUGUGUUAGUCUGACUAAUACACGUACUGUCCCAGAGAUCGCGUGUUCAUCUUCUUUACACGAAGCGAUUAUAUGUGUAACCGCGCUCCAGCCGAAAAACGCGCUGAUUCUGUCGUGGGCGUAUGCCAUGACGUAAAAAAAGAUUAUCCGAAGACGACCGUAUAAGCUUAAGAAGCCACUGCCGCCCAUGUUCAGACAUAAUGUUUCGUUGCGUUUCAUUAAGAUCGGCAAAGUCGCAGUGCCACUCCAACUUGAUGGGGAGACUUGCAUUCUCUGAAUUCAGGUCAAAAUUCCUUGCAAGCGAUCAGCUGCAAAUGUUUGGCAGCGUUUUCAGCUCUCUGACGGUAUUAAUCAGGAGCUUUGGUAUUUUACGGUUUUGUUACUGCAUCCUGCAUCUCCAGAGCAAUUGUUAGGCCACAAUCCCAGUUAUACUCAGGGUCUAAGACGUCCUCAAACUAGACAGCCUCCGAGGGAGCCCAACUUCGUCCUGUCCAAAUUCCUUUUCUGCCUUGACUCCCUCCCAUUUUUACGGAAUUACAUCCUUUGAUUUUCAAGACCCAUUUUACCAUAAAUUGUCUGAAUCGGGAAAUUUAAGACAGACCGUGUGAAGGUGCCGUUGCAGCCGCGAGACCGACGAGUAUACACUACUGGCACGAUUUUUUUGGUGCUUGAAAUGUUGACGUUACUCUCCCAUAUAGCGUCUUGAGGUAUUUGCCAAUCAUGCAAUUUUAGCGAUUUUUCUGUCGUUUUCUGACUCUUGGAUAGUCGGACCUUCAAGACAAAACCGCCCAGCGUGUCGUCCGUCCGCAGUUUCGUGGAAUUCAUUCUGGAGCCGAUUUACAAGAUUUUUGCCCAGGCCGUAGGUGACGUGGACACCUGCCUUCCUAGUCUGUGUGCCGAACUUGGCAUCCAUCUUUCUCGGUCAGAAACGAAGCUGAACGUUCGCCCGCUUCUACGUAUUAUUUUCCGCCGAUUUUUCGGGGACUUCUCAGGUUUGUAUUCCAUCCCUUUUUCCUGCUUAUUUUGUCUGUAUACUAUAUGAUUUACCACCAGGAACUCCGAAAAUCCUACGUCUGAAAACUGUCCUGAUGAGGAUUAACCGAUUCCAGGAGUGUUGGGAUGCCAAAAUGUUCUCCCAAAUAAAUCCCUCAAGACGCUUUGUCUACCUUGAAACUCCUUCAAUCGUGUCGAACUUUUCUGAUUUCACCUUACCCAUUUGUCAUCAGGACCGAUGUGGUUGGUGGUGCAUUCAAUGGCGUCGAAGUUCAAUGUGGCCCACUCGUUUUCCGUCAUAUAAUUGUGUGCUUUGCUUCGACUCCUUCAAGUUGGUAACGGUGCCGCGUCAAAGGCAGCAGCACUAAGCUCGUGAGGUGGACGAUAAACAAUGUGUCCAGACCAUCGCAGUCGUAUUUCUUGGUGGGCCUGGGAUAUCCUUGUGGUGUUGUCGUAGGAAGUGCGGACUGUCUCCGAGACGAAUUCGGUGUGCUUCAUCCGGAGGAUAGUCCUCAAACAGUGGUGGUCAAAUACCUCCAGUUUUCGCUCAUCUUCCACGCGCACAGCCCGGCAUUCACAACUGUGCGGGGGAUCUGACCGGACGGAUGCACGAUAUAUGCGAAUCUUUGUGGUGAUUGAGAUGUCGCGUCGGGCAGCAUCGAUCGGGGAGACGAUGUCGUCCUUACUCUGUCCAUUCGACAUCAGCCAUGCCCUGAGGGAUUUUAAACUGUCUACAUCUUCAAGUCGACAGCCAUUAAUCUCGAGAGCUGUCUUCUCCUGUUCAGGGAUGCAGCCUGAAAACACUUUGGUUUUUCCAGUGUUUAUGGAUAAACCGACCGAUUUAGCGACCUCGUUCGCCCGUGACAUCAUAGAGCGUAGAUCACCAAAGCUUGAAGCUGGUAAGGCACUAUCAUCAAUGUAGUCAGGAUCAGUGACAAGUCCUGACGCUUAUUGUUUUAUUGUAGCGAACUAUCUACAGAUUAACAACUCUGGCAUUGUUAUUGCAAUGUAAUUGUAAUGCAAUGCAUUGUAAUGCAAUGUAAUUGCUUACCUGACCUUGGAUCUGCACAUGUCCAAGAGGACCACAAAAUUUUCCCCUCGGUUGACCACCAGUAGUUUGAAAAGUCGAUAUCCGUUCCACUAGCGGCAGCUCAAACUCGUCGGUUCCCGCGGUUGCUGUCGCACGGAUCGUCUUCGGUGUGCUUUAGUACCUCGUAACAAAUGAAAAAGUUACGUUACAGGUGAGGCUACCAGUCCUUCUCGCUCCCUUGGUGGAGGUUAGCAAAGCCUUAUUUGGUGGCACACAAAAAUCGUCGUAGCAUCGCUCUAGUUCUUGGCUUCAGUAGAUCGUUGUUCUGCGAGAUUGAUGACCAACCUCGCACUUCAGACACGAACGACUGUUAAUUUCGAAUCUAGCCUUCGGUGGAGGCCGUUGGAGAUAUGCCAUGGAUUUGGCAUCUUUCGAUCAACUUUAGAGUCACUUUAACCGCCGUCUUGUUUGAGAACUUCCCUGUAUACAGGCUUGAGCUUGUUCCAUCGCCCUUAAUCCAUCGUCAAUUUGGGCUGAGCAAGAACCUGGACCAGUGUGCUUUAUACCGCUUUCAUAGCUCCCUUCUCCCGGCGUUCUGGACAUUUAUACAACGCCGUCGCCUACUGCUCAUCUUUUUUCCGCUUUCAAUCCCACCACAGGCUUUGUCUCCAUGUGCGUGAACCACGUGCCCAGUCCAGUGGCGGCAGCCGCCACCAAGGUGGAGCACGUAUACACGGGCACACUUGACUCUGCCAUCGCACAGGACAUGAUCAACUGCUGCAUGGAUUCACCCCACCUCAUGGUGCACACUACCAAACUAUACCCCGACUCUGAGGCCGCCUCCUUCCACGCCUUUGGACGCGUCAUGUCGGGCAGACUAAUGGCUGGCCAGGAGGUGAACGUCCUCGGCGAGUCCUACUCUCUCGCUGACGAAGAGGACUCCCGUCCGGCCACUGUGGGCAGGCUCUGGGUCCUCUGCGCGCGGUGAGUGAAACCCGACUCCUUCCUUGCCUAGCUCCAUUUUGGCACUGCAUCAAACACACGACCAUGGGACUCAUCCGAAAUCCCCAGCAUCAUUUCCCACAUUGUUUGUCGGCCUAACCCAUCACCCAUUUUAGUCAGUAUAGGAUAUCAAGAAUCUUGUGAAGAAGUACAAACUCUUGAGUAUGCAUUCAAGUAAGAAAUAUUGUUUAAUAGGGGUGCCUGUAAUGGCAGACAAGAAGCGUAACUGUAGGCCGCCUCCUACGUCACGGUCUCUUAAUUUUCGUUUAAGAAUUCUGCAGACACCAUUGUCCAUUUUGCGAAAAAAUCACCACUUACAAUAGGUGGGCUAACUCAUGAAAUGUCAACCGCAAUUCCGAAAUGCCUUUUCGUUUCGAACAGAUUAAGUAAGUAGAGUUGUAAAACUAAUCAUCGUGCAGCAUAAUUCGAUAAUAAUUCAGUUACCUCAGAAUGCCGGCUUUCAAACGAGCUUCUAUCCGGCUGCAUGCAAAAACAUAUUCUGCAAAAAGGCUACUUAAGUAGCCAGCAUUUUUCUCAUCGAAGUUCGAUGCCCUUAAAAAUUCAAGCAUACUUCACGGAAAACAUGCAUAAAAUAUCCAUUCUUUUGCUCAUUCGGUAGAAGAUUACGUCUUCUUCUAAUUUAAUACUCGAAGGAAGGGUAUAAUUCAGUUUUCAAAAACUUUCCCAAUUCCCGAAUAACUUCAAACCCGACCUGCUGUUGCAAUUGCAUUCAGGGUUUCCAAACUACAGACCAUAUAUUUUCCACGUACGGAUUAAGAGGAGACCAUAUGGGGUCCAUAAAAUUUAGCAGUGAAUUUGGGCCAUAUUGUUAACUUUAAAAGACACAUCGGUAAAUGCAGAGACAUGACGUUUUAUGAGCGGCCAUUUCACGGUCUUAAAAAAUCUCACAAUUAGAAACUAUCUUGAAACCGAAUUACCCCCCUUUCUUUGGGUAUAAAGUUGGAGGAAGACGUAAUUUUCUUCCGAAUGAGCAAAAGAAUGAAUUUUUUAGUUGCGAACAUUCCCAUUGGACAAUUUAAAAGACAAUUUGGCGAGCAUACGUAAGCUUUCGAUAAAUUCUCAUCAGGUCUAUACAUUUAUAUUGCUGUCGAAAUGAUCAAAAGGAAAAUGCAGACAAGCAGAAGUUAUUCAGUAGUUGGGGUUUGGGGGGAGGCUCUGGGUGGGUGAUUGAAAAACAAAUUUACCGUCAGGGUCAGGGGGGAGAAGGGGAUGGUAGGCACUGGGCGGGGAAAUUACACACAGGUGGCUGGCAUGGUGGCUUUGGACCAUGGUAACUGUGGGGCCUAUACGAAGUUCUUUUGUGCGCUUAGAGCUGGUUUGUAUAGCCUGAUUGCAGCCGCCUCUGCUGUUGCCAACAGACGCUGUCCAAGUGAUUUUGGAUAGGCUGACGGGACCUUUUAAGCCACUCGGAAUGCCUGUCCGGCAUCUACACAGUGAUCUGUGUCUACCAUGUGGACGAGGAUAGAGCUGUUGACGUUCUUUAUUUGGCCAUUUCCUAACCAUGCUGGAAGGUGUUCCCUUAUUCUUUUGGACAAACACCGGCUCGUGCGACCAAUAUAUUCUGCCCCACAGGAGCAGGUGAAGGAGUAAAUACGGUUUGGGUUAGCAAUUUGUCUUUGACCUCUCCGUGUAGGAUGGGGCUAGUGGAGAAGAGUACACGGGUAUCAACUGCUGGGAAGGUGCGUGACACAGCUUGACUUAUGCGCCUUCUUAGAAGUUCACUUGGCGCGUCCCCUUGAAACGGUAUCCUGAUGAAAAGCUUCUUCUUUUCUGCCGUCAGCAUCAGGGCUUUGGUGGUCUUUCAAUCAUGUACCUGGCAAUGAAUCGAUCGGGGUACCCGUUCUGGCGAAAGAGAUUUUCGACAAUCUUAAGUUCUUCCCCAAUGCUAUCAGCCGAGGAUAUCCUCCUUACUCUUUGUGUUAAACAACGGACUAAAUUACGCUUCAUGUUUAACCGUACGAAACUCCCAAAAUUGGUGUAUUGACCGGACCACGUCUUCUUACGAUAGACGCUACGUCGAAUACUACCGUCAGACCUUCUACUUAGAAGUACAUCCAGAAAGGGGAGCGGCCUGGAUUGCUCUUCUUCCAGAGUAAAUGUGAUUGAUGGGUGCGCUUGAUUGAUAUCAUCCAGUAGAACUGAACCGUCGUUUUGUUAAGGUGCAAUCGCGAAUAUAUCAUCCACGUAGCGUCCAUAGUAUCUCAGACCAUUGAUCUGGCGACUAAGCGCGAAAGCUUCUAGCUUUCCAUGGAUACGUUCGCCAAAAGAGGACCAAGGAACGAGCCCAUAGCUACUCCGUCUAUUUGUCUGUACAGACUGUUGUCAAAUGGGAAUUGUACGUUUAGGGUACAUCUCAGUAGCAAUUCCUUGAGUGCAUCCACCGACAUUCAUAUAUCCUGAUGAUUAGAGGCAAUGAAUUCACAGAGGUAAUUGACGGUUUCUGUGAUCGGCAAGUUCGUAAAGAAAGACGAGACGUCUAGCGAAAACAUAAUCAUUCCGUUUAGGUUAAGAUCUUUAACGCCGUUCACGAAUUCCAAAGUAUCCCGAUAGCAAUGUGGUGCUAGCUGGUACUGUAUGGGCUUAAGUUUCUCCGCUAGUCGUUUUGCUAUCGCAUGGUACGACGAAUUUUACGUGUCUAGGAUUGGACGAACAGGUGUACCGUCUUUUUGGAUCUUUGACAAGCCAUAUAACCGAGGUAUAUGCGUGCCAACGGGUCGAAGACGCUCUAGGUCGUGUUCGCUUAUGAAACCAUUCGCUUGAACUCUUCAAGCAGUCAUUCAGCUGUGCUUCAACCUCGUCCGUCCGAUCCUUCUCCUUUUCUGCCUUGCGAAACUUUUCCUGGUCCGACAGGAUUGACUGUAUUUUUUUGUAAUAUAGUCGACUUAAGAGGAUUUCGGAUAUCAUACUGCACGCAUAAUCCAAGCGUAUCAGCCGACACAUUUCAUUCUUUAAGACACCGGCACUAAAGAGGCGAUUUUCUACAGCUUGGCCAUAAUAUGCGGGCUUUUGCCAAUAUUUUAUGGGAAAAAAUUCCCGCCUUCACAUGAGCAUCAAAUCAGGCCUUCCAAAUGAACACAAGAUAAUGUUCCGUGCUUAUCAGUGUUUUCAAUCCCACAGCUGUAGUCCCUAAUCGAGAAAAUGUGGACACAUCGUUCGAUGUUUCAUGGGUUUUGAUGCAUACCGUAUUUUUCUAAACCUCCUUUGUCUCUUGUUAGUUAUCACUUUCUGCGAUCCUUUGUCAUGUUCUCUAUUGAUUUCGGCGUAUUCCUCUUUUUAUUUGACGCACGACUAUAUCAACACAAGCUGUUCCUUGUAGAUAUCGUCUGGAAGUUAAUCGUGUACCCGCCGGCAACUGGGUUCUCAUUGAGGGCGUGGACCAAGCCAUCGUGAAAACGUCAACGAUUGUCUCUCCUCACGCGGAGGGCGUCUUCAUCUUUCGACCGCUCUCCUUCAACACCAUCUCUGUUGUGAAAAUAUCCGUAGAGCCGGCCAAUCCCUCAGAACUCCCCAAGAUGUUAGAUGGCCUGAGAAAGGUCUGAAUUCACAGGUUUUCAAUUUCGGAGCCUUCAUACUCGCACCUAUCCAUUAGACGCCUCAGCCAUGUGUUUCUCUUUGAUCUCACUUCAUUUUUCUUUUUCAGGUAAACAAAAGCUACCCACUACUUACUACAAAGGUGGAGGAGUCUGGCGAACGCAUAAUCAGGGCUACGGGAGAGCUAUACCUCGACUGUGUCAUGCACGAUCUCCGCAAGCUGUACUCGGACAUUGGUAUGUUCACGUGCACGACCUACCCUAUAAAAUAUUCGCCGAUGUAUACGAGGUAUUUGCCGAGGUCCAUAUGCAUGCUUUCGACUGGGAGGGGUUUCUUGACUAAGGUUGUGAUUCUGCAUCCACCGUCGAUCGUGUGUUAUACCUUUUUCUAAGAUAUUCGUGGAUGCCGCGUAAUCUUCAUUGUUCUUCGUGUAAACAGCUGAUAAAGGAUUCCUCCGUUCGUCUUCUCGUCGCUUAUGUCUUCUUCAGUCGUCUUCAUCUUAUCUUGUCAUCAGAUUACGGUGGUCUUGAAAGGCCUGAAGCGAGGUGGAUACUAUACCCUCAAGACCGUAUUUGUCCUCGUCUCAUGCAGCGGUUGGACCGUCGCCAACCCGUCUUGAAGUCAAAAACGAGCAACUUUGAAUCAGCCUAAACAAUUAAUGACUACCGUAUUGAAUAAUGUCAACAGUGAUAACUGGGACGACUCCCGAUCGGAAGCCAGCUUGCCACUCUCUACUAAUUUACUCUAUCUUCAGUGUCGUAAUUAUCAGCACUGCAACCUCACUGGAGUGAUAUGCAAGUGACGAUGCUUUUUAGGGAUUUUCGUUUCUGUUUCCCCAAGUUUCUGUGUGCACUCUUAUGCAUGCGAGUUUUUACUCCAGCGCCCAGUUUUCGGAUUCGAAUAUAAAACACUGAGUUACGUAUUCUUUUGCAAAAUUUCAACCUAACAAUCCUGCCCAAUAAUUUGAACCUUUACCCACAAAAUAGAUAUUGUGGCAGAAAUUCCAUAGAGAUCCUGAAGUCUAGGUGUUCUAUCGCCUCGGUUAUUUUUCUGUCGGUUUCAUAUUCAGCAGGUUAUUUUUCAUGCAUUAGUUUAGUAGCGCAAAUUUUUGCAGCACGAUUGUUGGAGAUAGCAUCGUAAUAAAGCUGUACAAAGAAAAGCGCAUUUUCCUGUUUUUACGUUUGAUACGUUUAUGCUUUGCGUCCCCUAAUUUUUUCGGUCCUUAUUAGUCACUGGAACCUAGAGGAUCGGACUUUUCCCUUUUUUUCGUCGUCUCAUAGGCCGUCUGAUGAUUUCUGUGAAAAGAAUCUUCUUCGACGGGUAGUCUUUGUGUGCCAGCUGUUUGCUGAUGAUCCUCCCUAUUGUGCCUAUUGUAGAGGUGAAAGUCGCUGACCCUGUGGUUGCUUUUUGUGAAACCGUAGUGGAGACAUCCUCCCUGAAGUGCUUCGCAGAGUCGCCAAACAAGAAGUACGUUUGGUGGUCUUUGUUUGAAAACGCUUUGCAUGUAUUCGUCCUUCAGGAACUUUUUUGCUUCUUGUCCAAAUGGAAGGCACGGACUGACUUAGAUACCUCAUUAAUCCGCGGCUAACUUGUUCUGCAGGGCAUCAUACUUUGAUGUUCGGAGAGCGGUAUCAUCGGCAUAGUUGUGGCUAGUCAGCCGGCGUCCGAGUGGAAAUCCGACACCCUCAAAACCGCGUACAGCCCUAUGGUAUUCGCUUGACCAGGGUGGGUGACAGAAUGCAACCUUGUCGCACACCAGACAGACUCUCAAACGAUUGGGGGAAAUUGUUAUGGACCAGAACCCGAUCAGUGGUGGAUUGAUAGAAUGCCGUAACCAUAGCAGCAAUUUUUGCCGGCACAUCGUCUAGUUUUAUCACUCGCUACAGAAACUCAGAAUGAACAGAAUCUAACUUUGCGGCAAGGUUGACAAGGCAGACAGCCGUCGAUUGCUAGUAACAAUGAUGGAAUUAUCGAACUCGAAUAUUUGGCCUGGGUAUUCAUGCCCAGUUUUGUUGGGUCUCAUCCCAUUGUCACGCUCACUUUGCAACCGACCGAGAAUGGCUAUGGUAACGACCUUUGGUGUGACUACUACGGUAUAUCUAGCUGCUCAUCUUAUUUUACCUCUUGAGGAGAGGCAGUAAGACUGCCGAUAAUUGCGGCACUGGCGAACUGCCUCGCAUAAAGGCACUGUUCCGUCCCAAGUGGCUGCAAUGACAGCAGAAAUGCGCAUAGCCUUGCGAUUUAUGUUCCCAAAUGUCUUCGGGAUCACGGUAGACCGUGAAAUUGUUCGACUGUUCGACAGCUUCUGCUGCCGUUGGUCUAACUUCCUGUCGAACAUCCAAAUCAAGGGGAACUUGCCUAUCGCAUCAACCAGGCACAUCUGACCGUCCCCAGACUCCGUUGAAGCCUGUGGAAUUGACGAUAGAUCGGCGAAAAUGAUCAUUCUAAACGUUUGUGAAACAUUGUCCGUACACUCAAAAGAUAACCAUCGCCUGUGUGUGUUCGAUCGAUAGUGUUUUGUUUCAUUUCACGAAUUCAUGUCGUUAAUGUCGAAUACACAGUUAGUUGCAAAUUCAGCCCGCCAUCAGUGCCCUUUUUACUGGUUGACUGAUAUGACUUAGUCUCCUUUUUACCAAGUCUUUGCUGCACCGGCCUAGAGACAAAUUCGUCCGCAAUUUCAUCUCACCCGAACUCAUACAUUGUUAGUACGGGAGACGCAGGUAGGCGUUGUGAAGCUAAUUAAAUCUCGUCCUGAUGUCUGCCACUGACCGCAGUUGAAAUAGUCAUUCGUAGUAUGGUAAAGACGCAGCGUGCAGUCGGCCGAGUCAGUAAUAAAUGCCGUUGCAGGUACGAGGAUUUAAUUAGACGGAGCAAAUAACACGUUUGGUUGAGCCUUGUCGAUGUGCGUCCCGCCCAGCAAGCCAUUCCCUUAAGCGGGUCGAAAUUUCUUUGCAGUUCCUCAUGUUUUGAAAUUUAUUUCGUGCAUGUAUUUUCUUCAAGGAACAAACUCACCAUGAUUGCGGAACCGCUGGACAAGGGUCUGGCCGAGGAUAUUGAGAAUAAAGUUGUACAGAUAGACUGGCCGAAAAGGCGACUUGGUGAAUUCUUUCUUAAGAAAUACGAGUGGGAUUUUUUGGCCGCUCGGUAAGCGUUGUUUUUCAGUCAAAAUUCUUUUAAACAGCUCAUAAAUCCCGCGAAUGGCAAAGUUGUUCACGUCGAACACUUUUGUUGCAGUUUCUGAUUUCUCGUCUGUUUUUACGUAACGAAAACAAAAAGAGAUAGGAAAAUGCACACAUCUGGAAUUCACCUAGGCGAUCGGCAUUGUAACUAUGAAGAUCAAAAUCCGAGACGAGCUACCUGAGCACUUAUUAGAUUUUCUACACAGGUACCGACGCCGUUUCUGAGGACGCUGUGUUUCUGCUGCUGAAUUGUUUUGUUAAGGCGUAUUGGAAGUAGAAGUUUGAAUAGUCGCUGAAAAGCGCCCUUCCUUGGCGAAUUAGGGAAUCCUUGUUUGUGAAGUCUGAUUAGGUGGUGAUGCGACUUAGCCAACCCUUAUGGUGCGCGCCGAUCAGGACAUAAAAUUUGGUCAGUCACCUGUCAGUCAGACCCAGUCAAACUUAUUCACCAUUGUCACUGCAGCUCAUUGGGAACGGAAAUUAGAGGGUGAAGACAACGCUACAAAUUUCUGCAUCACCGUGUCUAGUUCACACACUAAAUUGCCACGGCGCCUUGGAGGUUGUUGCUCGAAUUAUUUCCAGUUGGUUAAUGACAACCAGUUUGCGAUGUCUUCUUGUUGUCACCCCUAUAACAUCAGGGUGCAGUAUUUUGUAAAAUCCGUAAUUAAUUACUUAAAAUAAAGACGUGAGAAGUCAUUAAAAAUAGGAUGAACUUUGGGUUUAGGUACAUGACUAUAUUAGUGGUUCAGUGGAUUCUAGGUGUUAUUUGGAAUGCCCACCAUAACAAAUGCCAACAUUCUGAGUUUGGUGGCAGGCCCAUUCGCCGACGCAUGCCGUGCCAAUUAGAAUCCCUGUCGCCUCCCCCCCCCCCGUUGUUGAGGUUGGUUAAAAUCCUGGUCAAGUGUUUGUUGUGGACCAGGCGGUGUGGAGGUACAUGUAGGUGCGGGUCCAGCCGUGCCAGCCACCUGCGUCCUCUCCCGCCUCCGGUCUCCUUGGCCAUGUCUUGACACCGGAUCCAGGUGGGGGAGGAGUGCAAGUCCACUACCACUCUAAACUAAUCCACGCACAAGUCAUCGCCCCUGCUGUGGAGCACGCAGUGGACAUUGUCGGUCACGACGGUCGAACUGUCGAUCCAACAGGGAACCUUUUUCCACCAAAGGAUAUGUAAGACUUUGAGGCAAAAUCACUCGGAUAGAUCACUGGUGCAUGGUAGAUGGGAGAGAGUGGGGUCUGUCCGGCUCGAAUCCAAACGCAAUUUGGAUUCGGUAUGCAUUAGUAAUUAUCUCUAGGGUUUACUGCCGUUAGCCGCGCUUUCUUCCCUGUUUGAUUGAUGUCCAGUCGUCCGAGUCGAUCCCUGCCACUUUUGCUUACGUUCUUCUAGUAUUUCCGAUGAACUGCAAUCGAUUUUGCAUUAGUCGCCGACAAGCUCGCUAGAAAACGACCCCUGCUCUUUCCUUCUGUUGCCAACUGUUACUCCAACUAGUGGCUUCGAACUGUAGACUUUGAGCCCUGUUGUCGAAGUCGAAGUAGCCGUACGUUGCCUUUGGGGAACAUUUCCGUCCAGUGCGUUAGCUUCGUCCCCUAUAUUCCUGCCUAAUCCAUUUCGUGGUGCCUAGAUCGCUGCUAUGAACCUGUGCAUUUCUAGCUUUGUCUUGCACAUCUGCUGGGCCGGACAUCUCAGAAAUCUGUCGGUUUUCUGCUGAUGGGCAACAAAAUCGGACGGUGAGUACCAGUUAGUUUCUUAGUCCUUCGCUGCUUUUCUAUCGGUCGUCCAUCAUAGGAAAGUGUCCAUUGUCUCUUCUUCUACGUCGGUCUGGAGAAUGUUAUCUAACACAUCCAAGAGUAAAAUGUUGGUCGGCCUUUCGUGUGGACCCUAUUUGAAAAGGUGUCAGACGAAUAUCGGUGCUGCAUAAGCCAUCCUCUGCAAGAAGGAUUACCAUUGAGAACAAGGAACAGCCAGACCAGUACUUUCGACUUUUCAUCUCUGCAGUAUUCUGUCUGCAGCUCAAAUUAGAAGUUUCUAGUUUUUUAACGAGAUAGGCCUUGUGAGCACAGUGCAAAACUUGCAUUUUUACCUAGGAUAUCUUCUCUAAGGAUAGUUUUUUUUGUGCUGGAGCCUUACAGAUCUCGGAAUGUCAGUUAGAUUUACGUUCCGCGACCCAUUCGUGGGAUCCACGUGUUCGUUGCACCUCGCCUUAUUCGGCCCGUUUCUGUCUGCCGGUAGGCUAGAGUGGAUUGAUUGAUAAACUAACUCCUUAAAUUUGUCUCAGGUCUGUUUGGGCCUUUGGUCCUGAUGCCACUGGACCGAACAUUUUGGUCGACGACACGCUUCCCUCUGAAGUGGACAAGGCCUUAUUGGGCUCCGUAAAGGACUACAUUGUGCAGGUAUGCAUUUUACGAGCACCUCGGCCUCUGUCCGUGCAACGUUUUUAACUUGGGAUUACUUGCAUAAAAUUUUGAAAUUGUCAAGUGAGUUGAACAUCGAGUUUAUAUGUUUUACCAUCCGCACUAAAAAUUUUGCCCUUCUAUAUGUGCCUGUUCCUGAAACCGGGCUCCGUUAGUACUUUUAAUUUCUUAACCAAAACGAUCAUGUCGAAGCCCGACCGACGAGUUGCUCAGGGCAACACCUACUUGCGUGUACUAGUAAUAGACAAGUGUUUUUCGUCUUUGUAGCUUAAUUCGACUCUCAAUUUUCGACUAAAAGUCGCCAGGUCGGUAUGAGAUUAGUUGAAUCCUAGCAAAGUUUGGCCGAUAGGAAGAUACUAACAAACUUCGGUUCGCUGGUGCCCCCGGUUCAUCAGUUAGACCCAUCUUCGCACUAUUUUUGCGGUGUGCUUGGACACGUGUGUGUUUUCGGUCGCAUGUGUUGGUCGAGGCAUGAAUCGCUAAGGCGGAUAUGAAUGUGCCCCGGGUAGCUGUAGUCUUUAUCCUGUCCUUUUCUCUUACACGUUAGUCGACAGUUGAUUGGUGUGUGGUAGAGCGAAGAGCGACUGAAGCCGAAGCUAGGGAAUCCGUUCUCACGGCAAAUCAGUGCGUUACUGUAAUGAGUGCGACGUUUUCGAGUCCAUCACGACAUGCUAAGUCUCGUGGCCUGUAAGGCUGUCAUCUGACAGGAUGACUCGGUCCUCUCAGGACUGGGGAUUGGGUUGUAGUGGCUCCUUCUUUGUGUGGCCUUUGUGGCGCUUCCAUCCAUAUGAGUUCCAAGCUGACCUCCUGGGAGUCUGGCACAUGCUAUGGGACCAGGUCGUAUGUGGCACAGGUAGACGGGUCGUUUAGUUUUAUCAACCGAUGCUUCCAAACCCAGUCGUCUUAUCGCUAUCACGCCACCUGAGCAGCACAGUGGCAUAGUACAUGCGUUGCAAGUCUGCCUAACUACAAACUAAUUCACGCACAGGUCACCGUUGCUGCGCCCGCUCCGCGGGGGACGGCCUAUAGGCGCCGUUGAACCGCCGAUAGAACCGUCGUGUCGUGUCGGCUGGUUACCCUGGCGGACUGCACUGAUUUUAGACAAAAACAAGGGUCAUAUUGGCUCAUGGCAUACGUUAGACAGGUUACACGGAGUUUAUGCGGACUCCUAAGUAGUGCUUCAAACACGGGGAGUACGCCGUGGCCACUGAUCGCACCCUUACUCCCACUCGACUUCACUCAGACAGACCACUGGUGAAUUCUAGAUGGGAGCGAGAUCUAUGUGUCUUGAAUCUAAGCACGCGUUGUGUUCUGAUUGUCCAAAUCCCUAAAAAAAGAGAGUCGGCCACUUGCUGGAAAUCACGUCCGCGCAUUCUUUAACAUGUCAUUAGCACGCUGUCAGUAGGCUUUCAGCGAACACUGGUCAACCUGCAUUUAAUAUUAAAAAUACGCGCCAUUUUUCCGGCAAGGACGAGUGGCAGGCUAAUACAUUUUUCCUCGCGGCCAAUCGUUCUUUUUUGUUGCCGUGUUAGCGGUUGGGACGACAACUACGCAUUUGGUUCGCGUCGUUACUGGGUACCGGGCCGAGUCAUAUCACUUUUAGACAUGUUUAUAGCCGUGCUUUGAAUUGUGACAGCCGAUGGGAUAGUUCGACUGUUCUCAGCGCUGAAGGUCUGACUGGAGUGGUUCCCUCUCGAUAUGGCCGUUACGGCACUCUGACGUGCGAGGUUCGAAACACCCCAAAGGAAACCCGACGCGUACAUAGUUAGGGGCCAGUUCGUGUAUGGCACGCGCACAGGGACUGCUAAACUGCGUCACCUACUGCGCUCGCACUCAUGUCGAGUCGCCCCGACUUUCUCUAACCAUCGAGACGCUGCUGCUAUGGGAAGCUGAAGGGAGAUUGACGUGCCUCAGGUAUUCGCCGCUCCAGACAAAUUUCUACAUGCGUCGUUGCCAUCACGCCUCUCAGGGACUGUAGUAUUCCGCAUCACGCACAGUGGGCGGGCUAUUGGUCACCUAACUCUUAUUUUUGUCCUACGAUGUCGGGGUGUGUUGCUCGGAUAAGCUGUACAGGUCGCUUUUCGCCCACUGCUAUGUGCACAGCAUUCGAAGAUUUAUUUUAUUUGACCAUUUUGCAUCGGUAGCACUAGCGCUUUUCUACGUAAGGCACCUCGGUUUGUUUUAGUGCCUUCGGUCUAGUUGUCACCGCGAUUAUAUGAUCUGGUGGCAGAGAUAAUACGCUUGUUUCAUGGGGUAGUUCAGCAUGCGAUCUAAAUCCCGGCACCAUUCUAGGCCAACUAUAUCCGUGUCAGCGCGGAUUUCCACACUUCAACGGUUGUCAGACCGUUUGCUUAAAGCCGAACAUUCAUUCUUUUUUAGGGCUUCCAGUGGGGAACGCGCGAAGGUCCUCUGUGCGACGAACCCAUCAGGAAUGUAAAAUUCAAGAUUCUCGACUCGCUGAUCGCCCCUGAGGCCCAUCAAAGAGGCUCCGGACAGAUUAUCCCGACGGCCCGUCGGGUGGCUUAUUCCGCAUUUCUUAUGGCUACACCCCGGCUGAUGGAACCGUAUUAUUAUGUGGAAGUUCAAGCACCCGCAGAUUGUGUACCUGCCGUGUAUACUGUUGUCACCCGUCGUCGGUUAGUCUGCCUUUUGUUAUCCGUUUUGGCAAGAGAUUUAAACCAGAAUUAAGGCUCAAUGGCAGGCGCUCUGGCGACUUCGGUCAGAAGUAUUUCAUAUCACGUGGUAGUGGCGUCCACCAAUCUGUCCCGGUUGGAGAGCAUAGUACAUGACCUGGGUUUUGCCAGGGAGUCCCCACCAAUUGUUUCUAUCAAGCCAGAGUGGUGAAAUUCACUCUCAUGUGACUUAACCAAGCGUCCCGAAGCCUGAUGGGUAAAUGAUUGUGAGUUCACUCACUAGUGGAAGGCAGUAGCGUACUGUCACUGGCUAUGACAAGGCCUACGGGCUUAUUGCCCUUAUUUUAUGAUAGAAACACUCACUUGUCUAAAAUGUGAAUCCCUCCUCCUAGUUACAGGUGGGAUGAGGAAUUUCACCUGUUUCGACCCCUUGUUGUCUCGUCUGUACUCCCUUUUAUCUUGGAUCCGCCCAAACCCACCCUUUACCUCAAAAAGCUGAGAGCCCCCAUUUCGUUCAAGUCUUUCCAUCCAUUCCGUUUAGUGUUCUUUAUCACCCCUUGGUCCCUGUUAUACGAUUCCUCAUUUUACAGUGGCCACGUAACUCAAGACGCUCCAAUUUCGGGCUCCCCGCUCUACAUUCUCAAGGCUUUUUUGCCAGUGAUUGAUUCGUUCGGCUUUGAAACCGACCUUCGCACACAUUCCCAGGGGCAGGCGUUCUGUCUGUCCGUUUUUCACCAUUGGCAGAUGGUGACCGGGGACCCGCUGGAUCGGUCUAUCCAAAUUGAACCUCUAGUGGCUCAGCCUGCAACGCAUUUAGCCAGAGAAUUCAUGAUCAAGACCCGAAGAAGAAAGGCAAGUCUUAAAAUAUGUCCCUGUGUACUCUUAGGGUGGGACUCAGUAACACAUUACUCUGCAUUUGUGUAUUUUGUCAGAAUACGCAUGGCUAAGUAAAAUGUUUAACUCUUCUCUUUAGGGUCUCAAUGAGGAUGUGAGCAUCAACAAGUUCUUCGACGACCCGAUGCUGCUAGAAUUGGCCAAGCAAGAUGUCAUGCUAAACUACGCCCUAUAG
Spirometra erinaceieuropaei is the source of this 23325-nucleotide messenger RNA. The record is from the annotation of a GenBank genome assembly. Lineage: Eukaryota; Metazoa; Platyhelminthes; Cestoda; Diphyllobothriidea; Diphyllobothriidae.